This is a messenger RNA of Choloepus didactylus (southern two-toed sloth), 6051 nucleotides long. RefSeq names its product zinc finger protein 1 homolog. The record is from RefSeq and is a predicted model, not a curated record. Gene Ontology annotation, biological process: negative regulation of transcription by RNA polymerase II. NCBI's taxonomy places the organism in Eukaryota, Metazoa, Chordata, Mammalia, Pilosa, Megalonychidae. Bases 3041 to 4261 code for a protein of 406 amino acids. The transcript has 5 exons. Gene Ontology annotation, molecular function: DNA-binding transcription repressor activity, RNA polymerase II-specific.
UUCUCUUGCUCUUGGAAGUGUGGAAGCUGAGGGGCGGGGCUUAUUUCAGGCACAUGGGGCGCCCUCUUGAUCCUUGAAAGAGGUCAUUAGAACAGUGUCUGAAUACAUUAUGGUUCAUCCCAUGUGAUGGAGUACCAUAGAGCUUGACAAAGGGAAAGUGGUCGGACUAUCUGUAUUGACCUGGGAAAAUCUCUGUGAUACAAGUUUACCAGAGGUCCUACACUAAUGCAAAAUUUUAAUAAUAGGGAGAGAAUUUAUGGGAACUCUGUAUUUUGUGCAUGAUUUUGUAACCCUACAACUUCACUAAUUAGGAAAAAAAAGGAAAUUGCAAAAUGUGUGUCUGUGUAAGAUAAUGAGAAUGUGGCAAAAUGUUAUCAAUUGGUGAAUCUAGGUGAGGGUUUCCCAGUGUUCAUUAUACACCUUCCACUUUUCUGUGUGCCUAAACUUUUUAAAUAAGAAACUUGGCAGAGUAAUAUGUAUAGCAUGUUUCUCUUUCUGUAGAAGCAAAUGUAUGUUUAUAUGCGUAGAUGUUGAUAUAUCUGUAAACUUAGGCCAAAGCCAGUUAGAAUCUGAACCAAGUCAUAACAGUGGUUACCUCUGGAGCAGAGGACUUAAUAUCAUUUGAUAUGAUGUAAUCAUUUUUAUGUGAUAAAAUUUUAAAGAGUAGUGGUAUAAUGUGACCUCUAUAUUUUUAAAGUAUUCCAAGUAUUUAAAAAAAAAUUGAGUACAAAAUGAUGUACUCCAUUUUUCCAGCCUCAAAAUAUCAUCUGUAUAUAUAGCAUGAUAUAUACACAUCAUGAUAUAUAUAUGUAACCAUGAACAUGAUAUGUAUAUGUAAUAUAUAUAAUCAUGUUAUUUCUAGAUAUAUUUGGUAUUAACCAUGUUCAAAGAAAGAUGGUGAACUAUUUUGUGCCACGCUGUACUCUGGGUUUUUAAUCUUCAUCCUCUCACCUGCCUCACCAGGGUAAUUUAAAUCUGAAGAACCCCUCAUAAGUCUAAAAUAUAAUUACCAUUAAUUCCAAGGAGACAUUUUUAUGUAUUCCUUUGUCCCUAGAUUAACAGUCAUUUAUACUACAACCCCACCAUCAUUCAUUAAAAAAGACACAGUUGAAUAAUUAACAUUAGUUAACAUUACAGGACAUAAUGCAGACCCUCUUAAUUACUCUAGAAAGGGGCUGUCUGCUGUUUUCUGGGUCUUUCAUAGCUGUCCUGUAGUGUAUGAUUUAGACUGUGCUCACAAAGAAAAUCCAGAGGACCCACAGAAGGGAACUCAGGAAUUUCAGUUUUGGAGAAUAAUGGGAGCACUUCCCAUGAGGUCCUGAUAGUGGUUUUUCUCCCUAAUCAUAGAAGUGGAUGUGGGGACAUUCGCUCACUCACUCUCAUUUGUUCCAAAAAGACACAUGCAUAGAGCAGACAUCAUGGGCUGCCAGGGAUAUAGUGGUGAAUAAGGCCUGGCACAUGUGAUAACACAGUCAACAAUUAAUGACAGAGUUUAAUUUCAGACGAGAUUCAUGUUAACAUUGAACACCGGCAGCCAAGAGGUACUGUUACAGGGCACUGUCCUGGGUGCUCAUAAUUGGCUUUCUGUCAACUCAGUGAGGAGGAUGGGUGAGGGCACUGCCAGCAGAGGAAGCAGCUGGUGUGAAGGCUCACGAGUGAGAAGACCGCAGGAUGGAUGGGAAAAAUAUCUCUUGCCAUCAGAAAAUACAGGAAGCUUGGAGGGGCACUAUUAAUAAUCAGAUAAAGUAAACUUCAACAUAAAGUAUUACCAGUGAUAAAGGGGAACAGUUCACAGUGAUACAGAGAUCAGUUCAGGAAGACAUAGGCAAACAGUAAAUGUGUAGGUGCCUAAUCAUAGAGCUUCAAACUGCACAUUGUAGAAACUGACAGAUUUAAAGAAGAAAAGACAAACCCACAAUCAUAGUUGAAGAGUUUGAAACUUCUCUGUUAGCAAUUGAUAGAACAAUUAGAAAAAAAAUUCAGUAUAUAUACAGAAGAUGUGAGCAACACUUAACCACAUUGAUCUAAUUGACAUUUAUAGGACACUACAAAACAACUGCAGAAUAUGCAUUCUUUUCAAGUUUGCAUGGCACAUUCACCAAAACAGGCUUUGCUGGGCCAUAAAACAAGUCUUAAUAAAUUUAAAAGGAUUGAAAUCAUGUGGUUAGGGUGUUCUCUAACCACAAUGGAAUUAACUUACACAUUAACAAGAUAUAUGUAUAUACGAACACCAAAUAUUCGCAGAUAAAGAACACACUUCUAAAUAACUAUGGGCCAAAGAAGAAAUCACAAGGGAAAAUUUAAAAUCCUUUAAAAUGAAUGAUAAUGAAAAUUUUAUGUAACAAAGUCUGUGGGAUGCAGCUAAAACCCCUGAGGGGAAAUUUAUAACUGUAAAUGCUUUUAUAGAAAAUGAUAACAAAUCAGUGACCUCAGGUUCUACUUUUAGCAGCUACAAGAAGGGGAAAGAAAGCCCAAAGUAAGUAGAAAGAACAAAUAAAGCAGAAAGCAAAAGCAAUUUGCUCAAGGUAAGGAAAUUUCAGACUUUGUCUGGGAUGGGGAAGAGGACAGGUGUAGGAUUGGGAAUAGUCAAUGAGCAGGCAAGGUUGUGAACCCAGGUCUGCCUAACUGACACUGAAGUUCUGUAACAGAUAACCGUCCUGUCUUCCAGUUUACUCCAUUGUCUCUGAUAGCAGCCACAAGAUGUGACCCAGCUUCUUGGCUGGGCUGCCUUCCACCUACCGCAUUUACUGAGUUCUCAUUCUAGCUCACUGGUUCUGAAACUUGAGCACACCUCAGAAACAUCUGGAAGGUUUGUUAAAACACAGAUUGCCAGGGCCUUAGAAUUUGCAUUGCUAACAAGUCUCCAGGUGAUGCUGACACUGCUGGUUUGGGGACCUCACUGUGAGAAGCACUGCUCGGGACCAACCUCUGCAAGGGAUGCCAAGAUAAACAGCUCUGCCCUCAUCAAGUCCAUGACCUACCUGGCUUGGAGAUAUUUCUGCCUUCAUAGUUCUCCACCUUUACCAAAAAACUGCAGGAAAUGAACAAAUCCCAGGGAUCGGUGUCGUACGUGGACGUGACUGUGAACUUCACCCAGGAGGAAUGGGAGCAGCUGGACCCCUCUCAGAGGAUCCUGUACAUGGAGGUGAUGCUGGAGAAUUAUAACAACUUACUUUCAGUGGAAGUGUGGAAGGCUGAUGUCCAGAUAGAGAAGGUCCACAGAAACCCCGAGGAACAGGCGAGGCAUUUUAUAAUCCUCAAGAACCAAACCCCAAUUGAGGAAAGAGGUAAUCUCUUUGGAAAAACAUUUAAUCAGAGCACAGACUUGGUUUCUUUAAGACACGUAUCUUAUAAAUAUGAUGUUUGUGAAAAAACUUGGAAAUAUAAUUCAGACUUAUGUAAUAGUAAUUGCUAUGCAAGAAAGAAAGCUGAUGAAUGUAAUGGAUUUGAGAAACCACUCCUCUAUCUGAAACAAGAGAAAACCCAUACUGGAGUGGAAUACUCUGAAAAUAAUAAAAAUGGAAAAGACUUCAGCCAUAAGGAAGCCAUACAUAAACAUCAGAAAAAUAGAAAUUUGGCUCAACCUUUAGUUUGUAAUUACUGUGACAAGGUCUUCAGCUUUAAGUCACUUGUCAUUUGUCAUAAGAGAAUACGUAGUGGAGAAAAACCCUAUGAGUGUAAUGUAUGUAAGAGAACCUUCUCCCUUAGAGCAAACCUCACUAAACAUGAGAGAAUUCAUACUGGGGAGAAACCCUUUAAAUGUCCCGUAUGUGGAAAAGCUUUCACCCACCAGUCAAGCCUCAUUUUACAUCAGAAGGCACAUAAGGAGAAAAGGCCCUACGAAUGCAGUGAAUGUGGCAAGAGAUUUCCUAACAAGCUUGAACUCGCUACACAUCAGAGAGUUCAUAGAGGGGAGCGGCCCUAUGAGUGUAAUGAAUGUGCAAAAGCCUUCUUCAGGAAAUCAGACCUCAUGAAACAUCAGAAAAUUCACACGGGGGAGAAACGCUACAAGUGCAAUGAAUGCGGAAAAUCCUUUCUCCGGAACGAACAACGCAAGGUACAUAUGAGAAGUCAUACAGGAGAGAAACCCUAUGAGUGUGCUGAAUGUGGUAAAACUUUCACCCAGAAGGCAAGCCUUAAAUUACACUUGCUGAUUCAUAGAGGAGAGCGACCAUUUGAGUGUAUUUUAUGUGGCAAGGCCUUCUACAGGAGGUACCGCCUCCACGUCCAUCAGAGAGUUCAUUUAGGAGAUAAACCCUGAGACUGCAACAGGGUGGAACUGUGGAAAUCUCUUCCACAAGAACCCUUCCCGUGGGAGAGAAACUCGUGAAGGAAUUUAAAGAAUGUGGGGAUUCAUAGUGAGAUACAGUCUGUCAACUCAAAAAUGUGCUAGAAAUAGGAUCCUGUAAGAAAAAUAUUGUACUUGAAGUUAGAUAUGAUGCCCAGCUAAGGAAUACAUAUCAGAAUGUAUCUACUUGUGCAUAGAUAUGCUCAGCUAGUUUUUUUAAAAGUUUGAAUGAGUUGAAUAUUCCAGGCAGCAGUAUAAAGGAUAUACAAGCAGUAUCAGAAGUAUGUAUUGGUUAUAUCUGAGAUUGUGCCACAAGAACAAAUUGUAUGUAUUAGUUCUGUACGUGUGAAGUUAGCACAGUCACUGGGAGUUUGAAAUUCUUGUCCUCUGUGAUAGUUAGGAGACAUUAAAGGAGACUUUCCGUGCUAAGCAUCACUUGUGUUUAUCAGUACCUUUCCACCCAGUGUGCAUUCCAGUGAAAUUUGUUAACAGUGUAAAGUAGCGGGUAGUGUAUCUUCUUCCUGCUGCUUGCUGGCAUACGUAAAUUGCCAUGGCCAUUUUUACUGAGCUGCCUUUUCAGUAAACAGUAGACAAUGUCGUUGAAGUUUUAACCUGCUUCUGGGUGUCCCAAAGAUUGUGUAGAGGCAUUAUUUACAUAAAUAUGCAAGUGUGAGAUAAUUAAGAGAUCUAGAGAGUAGAUGGAGGCAGAUGGAGGCUGUGUUAUGCAGUAUGCACCACAGAAUUUUUACAGUGCACUAAAAAGAGAAUAUCCUCAUCCGUCAUGCUCUAGGUAAUUUUCAGAGGGAUAUUUACAUAAAAUUGCACUUGUACUGCCAAAAUAUGUAUAACCCCCAAACCACCUGUAUUUUUAUUUGUUGCCUUGGUUCUCUUAAUAUUUUAGGCAUAGUCUUGCAAAAAAAGUUAAAAUGGUUAGGUAAUUCACAGCUGUUUGUCACAUUUCAGAGGUUUUAGAGGAAAAUUAUUUUAUUUUGAGAAACUGUCAAGAGAUGUCUGUUUUCUUUAAAAUUACUUUUUAAAAUUUCCAUGUACACAGUCUGCUUUAGAAAUGACGUUCUUUAAAGAGGUAUUGCUACUUCUUUGAGUUUCACUAUCAUCAACCUAAAACAUUUCCUUUGUAACCUAAUUUACUGUAAGUUAUACCUUUCCUUUAAAAGGUCACAAAGCAAAUACCUCCUAAGUUAGAUUUUCAGUGGUCUCACCAUAUAUUGUUUGAUGAUUAAUGUAAAAACAUUUCUUCGUCGUCUUUUUUUUGCAAAAACAGAUUUAUCAUUUUAGGCUUGAUUCCAACUUCAAAGGUUCAGCCUUUCCCUGUCAUUCACAAAUCAUGCCUUAGAAUUGCAAAUGGAAGCCAUAACUGUCCUUUUUUCUUUUAUUAGGUAUUUUUAAAAAUCAUUGAUGUGACUACUUUUGAGUGUGAACGACUUUCUGAACAAAUUUAUCAGAACAUACAUACUCCAAUAAAUCUUUGUCUGUCAUAUCGUCAUCUUACUUACUAAUGGCAGGGAAGUAGGUGUAAAAGUUAAUUUCAUACACUGUUCUUAGAAAUGUAAAUUGUGACAGCCUCCUUGGAAAACAUUGUAAGUCUGACUUUUAGCACUAAGGUUAUACACCCUGUGCUGGGUUUGGAUGUAUUAUGUUCCUCAAAAUGCCGUGUUCUUUGAUACAGUCUUGUGUUGAUUAGGUUGGAACCCUUGGAUUAGGUUGUUUCCAUGGAGAUGUAACCCACCCAACUGUAGGUGAUA